AUGGUGUGGGCCCCAGAGCGCAAGAGGGCGGAGCCGAAUUGGAGAGCUCUCAGGGCCAGCCAGGAUGGGAUGGGUGGCAGAGGCAGGGGCUGCAGCAGCACCUCCAGCCACCUGGAGCCUAGGGCUUUCGGCUCCCAAGAACAACCGCUCUGCUUUCAAACAAGGAACAGUAUGGUUGGUGCGGUGAUUGGUCAUGGUGGAUCAAAAAUAAAAGACAUUCAGGAUAUGACACGCACCAAAAUACAGAUCAUAAAAGGUGAUUCUGAAGCAGAGGUAAACAUUUUUGGCAGCAAAGACAUGAAAGCCAAGGCCAAAGCGGCUACAGAAACUCUUGUUAAGAAACAAGAAAGACACUACAGUUCAGAAUCCAGUGUUGAUAACGCCACAUCCCAACCCUCUGUUGGAAGACGCUCAAGCAGAGAUAACACUGCUAGAGGAGCUCAGCCACUGAUAGACUAGGAUCAAGUAAAGGCCGACGUUGUACAGUGGGAGAAAAGAAAAUGGGCAGAUUUAUCACCAAUUAAGAAAAACUUUUACACAGAAUCCAAAGCAACAAGGUCAUUGUCUCAAGUGCAAGUAGACACUUGGAGAAAGGAAAAUUUCAACAUAAUGUGUGAUGACUUGAAAGAUGGUGAAAAUCGUCCCAUCCUCAAUCCGAUCUGCAAAUUUGAAGAUGCUUUCCAACAUUAUCCUGAACUUAUGAAAAGCACUGAAAAAGCUGGUUUUUGAAACCCAAUGCCAAUUCAGUCACAGGCAUGGCCUGUUAUUCUACAAGGAAUAGAUCUUAUAGGAAUUGCCCAAACUGGAACGGGCAAAACACUGUCCUAUUUAACGCAUGGGUUUAUUCAUCUCCAUUCUCCACCAAUACCUAGAGAACAAAGGAAUGGACCCAGCAUGCUAGUCCUUACACCCACUAGAGAAUUAGCUCUUCAGGUGGAAGCUGAAUGUUCUAAGUAUUCAUACAAAGGUCUUAAAAGUGUUUGUACAUAUGGCGGUGGAAACAGAAAAGGGCAAAUACAAGAUGUUACUAAAGGCGUAGACAUCAUCAUUGCAACUCCUGGAAGCCUGAAUGAUCUGCAAAUGAAUAACUUUGUCAACCUAAGAAGCAUAACCUACUUAGUCUUAGAUGAGGCAGAAAAAAUGCUGGAUCUGGAGUUUGAACACCAAAUAAUGAAGAUUUUUUUAGCUGUGCGCCCAGACCGGCAGACUGUUAUGACAAGUGCAACUUGGCCAGAUACCAUUUGUCGACUUGCACAAUCUUAUUUGAAAGAGCCUAUGAUUGUUUAUACUGGUACUCUGGAUCUAGUUAAUGUAAACACAGUGAAGCAAAAUAUAAUUGUUACCAGAGAAGAAGAAAAACGAUCUCUUAUCUGAGAAUUCCUACAGAGCUUGUCACCCAAAGACAAAGUCAUCGUAUCUGUCAGCAGAAAACUUGUUGCUGAUGACUUAUCAAGCGAUUUAAGUAACCAAGGCAUAACUGUACAAUCCCUGCACAGUGACAGAGAACAGAGUGACCGUGAGCCAGCAUUAGAGGACCUGAAGAGUGGAAAAGUGAAAAUACUGAUUGCUACUGAUUUAGCAUCCUAAGGCCUUGAUAUUAGUGAUGUCACACACAUAUAUAAUUACAAUUCUCCAUGGAAUACUGAAGAAUAUGUACACAGAGUAGGGCGUACUGGAAGAGCAGGAGAGAUGGGCAUAUCAGUUACAGUUACCCUUAUGACUCAAGGUGAUUGGAAGAUUGCCGGUAAAUUGAUUAAAGUUCUGCAAAGAGCAAAUCAGAGAGUCCCAGAAGAUCUUGUAUAGGCUGAGCGAUACAAAUUACCUAGACAACAAAGGGACCCAAAAAAUAAAUCAAGAAAAUCUUAAGAAAAAUCCAGAAAGUUUUACUGA
Delphinapterus leucas (beluga whale) is the source of this 1890-nucleotide messenger RNA. It is a transcript of the gene DDX53, whose product is annotated as DEAD-box helicase 53. Gene Ontology annotation, molecular function: ATP binding; RNA binding. NCBI's taxonomy places the organism in Eukaryota, Metazoa, Chordata, Mammalia, Artiodactyla, Monodontidae. The record is from RefSeq and is a predicted model, not a curated record.